Molecule: messenger RNA, 900 nt
Organism: Peronospora matthiolae
Lineage: Eukaryota; Oomycota; Peronosporomycetes; Peronosporales; Peronosporaceae
Source: the annotation of a GenBank genome assembly
AUGGACGCCUCCUCCCUCCGCAUCUCCAAGUUCGAUGGAACUAACUUCCACGCCUGGAAGUUCAAGAUGCAGAUGGUGCUGGAGGAACGGGACCUAUGGGAGGUCGUCAGCGGUGAGAUCAAGGCGGAACAGUGCGAGACUCAGUUGGACCAAGCGACGUACAAGAGGAAGUCAAGAAAGGCGAUGGCAGUGAUCUGUCUAGCCAUGGAAGAUUCCCAGCUACCGUUGGUCCGGUCGGCAAGUGGUGCAUGCGACGCAUUGCCAAGGUUGGAAGACCACUUCGAGAAGAAGAGUCUUGCCAACAAGCUGUUCUUGCGCCGUCGCUUCUUCACGACGAUGAUGGAAGAAGGCGACGAUGUGCUCGAACACAUCAACAAGCUCAAGACGCUGGCGGAACAGCUAGAAGCGGUGGGGGCUCCAGUCUGCGAGGACGAUCUGGUGAUCACACUUCUCGGCAGCCUGAGUGACUCGUAUCAAUUCUUGAUCACAGCUUUGGAGUCGCGCUCAGACACUCUUAGCUGGGAGCUCGUGACGUCUCGACUGCUUCAUGAAGAAAUGAAGCGGAAGGAGCAAGGAAGUAAAGGUGAUGAAGCUUCGCAAGGUCAAGCGUUCAUCACAAGGGACAAUCAGCGCAAAGGGCGACCAGUGAAGAAGUCCUGGCCGUGCCACAAUUGCGGAAAGAUUGGUCACUGGAUGGCGGAGUGCCCCUCGCGCAUCCAAGAAAACACGGAGAGACACCGGCCACAGCGUGCUCAAGACAGCGGCGACCGCUAUCGAUCACAACGUGCAAACGUCGCUCAAGAAGAAGACUCGGGCGACUACCUUUUUCGAUCGGUGAAACGACAUCUGCGAAAUCGAGCGACAUCUGGCUGGUCGACUCCGGGGCGACGCAGCACAUGA